AUGGCGUCGGAGGCCUUGGCGAGGAGCGGUGAAGCGAAGCGGCGAGGGGACGGCCUGCAUGCAGCUCAAAGGUACCCCGAGGCUCUCCAAGAGUUUGCUGAGGCCCUCCGCGUCCUCGAUCAGUUCGAGGCCAACACUCCCGAAAUGCAGGAGGAGGAGGAAAGGAAGGUAGGGAUUAUGCGCACGUUCCUCCUUCAGAACAAAGCUUCGUGCUACCAUCGAAUGAAGAGACAUCAAGAUGCCAUCACAGCCUGCACUUCAGCCCUAGAAGAGGAUCCUUGUUGCGAUCAAGCGAUGCUGCUUCGAGCUCGAUGUCACCUUGAGACCUCAGACUGGGCGGCAGCUUACAGAGACUUCAGUGCUGUACUGGAUGCGAAGCCCAACAUGCAAGAGGCGAGAGAGAAGAUCUCGUGGAUCAACACUCACUACCCGGCUGUGGUGAGGAGGGCGAGAGAUCGACGAUCCUCCUCGGAGAAUCGAUUUGCUGUUUCAUUCCGCAUUGUUUUUCACUUCGUCCUAUCCGUCGCCUGGCUGUCCUCGGCCCUCAUGCUCGCUCUCCAUGCCUCAGACUAUGUCGGCGACCUCUCGCGAGGAUAUUUGGCGAUUAUCACGGCGAUCUCGCUGGUGGCGGCUUUGCUGGACCCAGUCUACGUUCUUCUCUUCACCCCCUCCACGUCACUCCGAUCGCAAACAACUGAGUUUGCUGCCGUCGCAGUGUCAAGAGCUUGCACAUUAGCCAUCUGGAAUAUUUUGGUGCCUGAGCUGCACGAUGGCGAUUCGCUGCAUCGCCACGUCACCAGCAGGGAUCGCUUUCUGUGCAACGGACUGGCUGUGAGCUCCGUCAUGGAGGCGCUUCUGCUUCAUCCCCUUGCUCUCAUCGAGCAGUUCGUUGAAGUUCCUCAAGACCCCAAGAGAGUCUGCGCGAGGCUCCGCCUGCUCGCCUUAGCCUGCCGCUUGUUCGCCGAGUACGCGGUUGUGUGGAUGUGCCACGUAUACGAGAGGGCGUAUGGGGACGUGAAGAUAUUCGCUGCGUGGGAGGCGCAGCAUGUGAACGUGCUUCAGCUCAGUCUGGUGCUUUACCCUGUGGUCGCUACUUUCUUUUUCCAUCGUCACCUCAACGAGCUCGAGAGCCUUGCGAGGUCGAGGAGGCGAGCACACAGCAAGUCAAGAUGAGAUGCUUAGCUCAGACCGACCUUGUUGUAUAUUGAUGAGACCAACUAAUGUAGCAACGUAAAAGAAUAGAGUCAAAGC
Molecule: messenger RNA, 1251 nt
Organism: Guillardia theta CCMP2712
Lineage: Eukaryota; Cryptophyceae; Pyrenomonadales; Geminigeraceae
Exons: 12
Coding region: 1-1173 (390 amino acids)
Molecular function (GO): protein binding
Source: RefSeq, a predicted model, not a curated record